Styela clava is the source of this 1280-nucleotide messenger RNA. RefSeq names its product glyceraldehyde-3-phosphate dehydrogenase-like. Gene Ontology annotation, biological process: glycolytic process; glucose metabolic process. Lineage: Eukaryota; Metazoa; Chordata; Ascidiacea; Stolidobranchia; Styelidae. The record is from RefSeq and is a predicted model, not a curated record. Gene Ontology annotation, cellular component: cytosol. Gene Ontology annotation, molecular function: NAD binding; NADP binding; glyceraldehyde-3-phosphate dehydrogenase (NAD+) (phosphorylating) activity.
GUCUUGUAACAGUCAGUUUGUCGCAUUUUCAGUUUUGUUACCUAAUCACAUUUAUUCUAAAUCACAAACUCAAAUAUGGUCAUCAAUAUUGGCAUCAAUGGAUUCGGUCGUAUUGGACGUCUGGUAACGAGAGCGGCCCUCGGACAUGAUGGCGUGAAAAUUGUUGCAAUCAACGAUCCAUUCAUUGAUCUUGAAUAUAUGGUUUAUAUGUUCAGAUACGAUUCAACCCACGGUCCCUUUAAAGGAGAUAUCAAGGUUGAGGGUGGGAAAUUGAUCAUCAAUGGAAACGCCAUAAACGUAUACGCCGAAAAAGAUCCAUCAAAAAUUCCAUGGGGUACAGCAGGAGCUGAUUUCGUAGUCGAGUCAACUGGAGUAUUCACAACUUUAGAGAAAGCCGGUAUGCAUUUGAAGGGUGGUGCAAAACGUGUCGUCAUCUCUGCUCCAUCUGCCGAUGCUCCCAUGUUUGUAAUGGGUGUUAAUGAAGAAAAAUAUGACUGUGCCACCAUGAACAUAGUGAGUAACGCGUCUUGCACAACCAAUUGCUUGGCCCCUCUUGCGAAAGUCAUUAACGACAACUUUGGAAUAGAAGAAGGUCUCAUGACCACUGUGCAUUCAUACACAGCAACGCAGAAAACUGUUGAUGGGCCGAGUGGAAAGUCAUGGCGGGACGGUCGAGGCGCAGCGCAGAAUAUCAUCCCUGCAUCCACGGGAGCGGCCAAGGCCGUAGGAAAAGUUAUUCCGGAGUUGAAUGGGAAAUUAACUGGUAUGGCGUUCCGAGUACCAACUCCAAAUGUUUCGGUUGUCGAUCUUACCUGUCGACUUAAGAAGGGAGCAAGCUAUGAUAAGAUCAAAGCAGCCGUCAAAAGUGCGUCGGAAUCUGGGCGUUUGAAAGGAUAUCUUGGAUACACCGAAGACAAGGUUGUCUCUACCGAUUUUAACGGCGAUACUCGCAGCAGUAUAUUUGAUGCUGGUGCUGGAAUCGCUCUCAACGAUAAUUUCGUGAAGCUUGUUUCUUGGUAUGACAACGAGUUCGGUUACAGCAACCGCGUGGUAGAUCUCAUCAAAUACAUGGCGAGCAAGUAAUUUUGAUUCAUGGUUGAAUUUAUUGAAGUCAUUAAUCGCAGCAACAUUUUCAAUGUUUUUGAUCUGAAAGCAAGUAUUUUUGAUUUCUGUACUGCAGUUCCGUUCUCCCAAUAUAAGUUCAGUCUUUUUUCUCGUUUAAGACCGUAUAUUUAAUUAGCGUGUUCGUAUUAGCUGAAAUAAACAAUAUUAUUAUUGUC